UCCUCCUCCUCCUCCUCCUCCUCGCCCUCCUCCUCCCACUUCCUCCGCACAAUGCAAGCAGCCUCCCGAGCGGGGCAGAAGCAGCCGCCGGCCCCCCCUUGCCGCCGACCCCCCCGGCCCGGCGCCGUAAGAUGCUCCCGGGGAGGCAGCGCCGCGAGGAAGGCCAGCUGACCUCGCCCACCACACAUCCCAGUCCCGCCACCGGCCGUGACGUAUAGAUGGCCGCGAAACGUCCCCCGGAGCCUCUGGACGCCGUCGUCUUCAACAAGCUGCCUCGGGUGGAUGCCGAGCCCGGCCCGGGCUUCCCCCCCGUGCUCUGCAAACCCAGCCCCGUGCCCACGGCCGGCUCCGAACACCACCUCAGCUACAAGGGCUCCUACUUCUCCUGCCCGCGCACCGAGGGCCCCCUCCUGCACUGCCUCCUCCACCGGCCCCGCAGCCCCCCGCCGGGCAGGCUGGGUGCUGAGCAGGGCGCGGACGCCUUGGUGUGGGACCUGCUGAUGGCACGGGACAAGUGGCCCGGCCACCAGGGCCACCCCUUCCCGAUGAAGAAGCCGGUGGCCGUCCCCAAACCGGUGUACGCGGCCCCGCUGUGCUUCACCCCGCUGGGCUCCCAGGGGGGGGACAGCACCCUGCAGAGGGCACCAGGGGCUGCGUCCCCCCACGGCGAGCCCUCCCGCAGGGGUCCCCACCCCGAGCCCAGCCUCCUGCCGCUGCCCCCGGCCUCCCCGGUUGCCUUCUCCCCCUAUUACGCUGCCUUCGAGAAAUACCGAGGCCCCUCUGCCUCGCACGACCUGACCAAGGUCCCCGAGCUCCCUGGCCGGAUCCAGGACCCCUGGCCCAAGCUCCGUGCCCCCGCUGGCAGCCCGGUGCACCGGGAGCAUCCCCCAGCGUGCUACCCGCAGCCUCCCUACCCACAUCCUCCCUUCCCGCAGCCUCCCUACCCGCAGCCCCCACGCGCAGAGCAGCCUCCGGGCUCCCUCUCCUCCUACAAAGCCCUCGGCUUCGCGGCCAGCGGGGAGCCUGCCCCUUUUCCCAGUGCUUACCUCAAACCCCAAACCCCCAGGACCUACUUCCCCAGCCCCUUGGAUGGCUUCGUGUCGAGGCCGGCUGGGCCUGGUGCACUGCCCUCACCAAAGGCCGCGGGGCUGCCCAGGGCUGCCGAGCCCCCGCUGCCCACCGGGUUCCUGCAUCCGAGCCCCAGUUUCGCCUUCAGCCCCAUGGAGGCGGCUUUGUUCGGUGUCACGGAGCACCAGGGGCCUGGGCGAGCAGUGGAGCCCCACGGAGGGAGGCCGGCGGCGAGGCCCGGCAGCGCCUUCCACCCCGUCCGCGCCCCGCAGAAGAUGCCCGAGGGACUCACAGGGACGUUCCCCAAGGGAGACGCCGGCUACGGGAUGGACGUGGUGGCCAAAAGCAGCCCCGUUACCCCCCAGCACCACCCGGGCACUGGGGAUGCUUGUAGGGUUGGGGACACUUGUAGGGUCCGGGAUGCUUGUAGGGCUGGGGACACAACCCAGGAGCCUGCUGGGGCCGCCUGUCCCCAGGAGAGGCUGAGGGACCUCAAAAGCGGGGAGAUGUCCGGGGAGAUGUCCCCUGCCUCGCCGCCGAUGCCGGUGAUCAACAACGUCUUCAGCCUGGCGCCUUACCGCGAGUACCUGGAGGGGACCGAGGCCUCCGCCGACGUCCCCGUCCCCAAGGAGCACACCCAGGGGGACACCUCGCCCCAAACAGCAGCCGGCACUUGGGACCCUGGUGCCGUCAAGGUGUCGGUGACGCCCAGCGAAGGGGAGGGCGCUGACCAAAAGGCGCCCCCCGAGGGGCCCAAGGCAAAGGCCGUGUCCCCAGAGCCGCCAGCCAAAAGCCAUGAGGGCAGUGAGGUGGCGCUGGACCUGAGCUUGAAGAAGAGCCUGGUGACAACAGGGGACACCCACCCAGACACCAGGCAGCCCCAGGAGGACAAAGAGGGGCCGCUGGGGAAGGUGGAGGAGAUGGGGGAGGACACUAAGCCCCCGGUGCCACCCCAGCUGGUGGAGGCCGUCUCUGGGGACAGGAGCCACUUCCAGAGCUCGGCCGCCUUCAUGUCCAAGAAAUACAAGAUCCUCAGGUCCUGGGGGCCGCCCCGUGCCCCCCAGCCCAGCCCCGUGCCUCGCAGCCCCCCUGGCUCCCCACCACCCAGCACCUCGGCCCCGCAGGGGACCUGCCACCGCCGCCUGACGCUGACGGACAUGCUCGUGCCCCAAGCUCCCCCUGUGCUGGGGGAGGACGGAGCCCCCCUGCCCGCCUGCUGUGAUGCCCCGGCCCGACAGGGCUUGGGCAACCCGUGCUUUGCUGCCCUGCACGCUGCCCUCUGCGAUGUCCUCGCCUGCUCGGUGGCCGGGUCCUCCCCGGAGCUGCUGCAGGAGUGGCUGAGGAGGACGGAGCCGGAGGAGGCGUUGGUGGAGAUGCCCAGGUCCCCCCCCAAACCCAAGAAUGGGGUCAGGCUCCCCGAGCCCCCCAAGCCCCCCAAGGGCAAGGAGAUCUGGCUGGCUUUCCAGGACGUGGCCGUGCUGCUCAGCAAGCUGCUGUCCCAGCUGGAGACCUUCAUGUUCACUCGCAAGUGCCCCUUUCCCCACGUGGUGCGGGCCGGUGCCAUCUUCAUCCCCAUCCACGUGGUGAAGGAGAAGCUCUUCCCCAAGCUGCCCGGCGCCUCCGUUGACCAAGUGCUGCAGGAGCACAAGGUGGAGCUGCGUCCCACCACGCUCUCGGAGGAGAAGCUGCUGAGGGACCUGGAGCUGAAGAGCUGCACCUCGCGCAUGCUGAAGCUCCUGGCUCUCAAGCAGCUCCCCGACAUCUACCCGGACCUGCUGAACCUCCUGUGGCACCACUCCAUCAGGCAGCAGCUCGGUAGGUAGCUUGGUGGCACCCCAAGCUCUUCCCUAAGGGGCUCGUGGAAGGAUGUCCCACCAAAAACCAAGGAUGCGCCACUGAAAAGUAAGGAUGUCCCAUCAGAAAUCAAGGACAUCCCACCAAAACUCAAAAUGUCCUGCCAAAAACUAAGGAUGCCCCACCAAAACACAAGGAUGUCCCACCAAAAAUUAAGGACAUCCCACCAAAACCAAGGAUAUUCCACCAAAACCAAGGAUGUGCCACCAAAAACUAAGGACACCCCACCAAAAACUAAGGAUGUCCCACCAAAACCAAGGACAUCCCACCAAAACCCAAGGUUGCCCCACCAAAAAGCCCCCCAAAAACUCCCAAGAGCAUCCUGCACAGGGACUGGGUGGUGACACAUGCCCACCACCACCUUCCUUCUCCCAGCCCCUUCCCCACCGCUCCUCGUUGGCUCUCCGAGCGCUCGGCCACCCGGCUUCCCGAAAUCUGCCUCCACGUGGCACGGACCGUGCAGAGAUGAGGAACCCCAACGCUUCUCCCAAGGAAGCCGAGCUCCUUCCAGGUGUCUCUGGAUGGGGACAAUCCCACCACCGCCGCCCCUCGUGUCCUCGUGCUGCAGCUGGAGGCCGGCACCGAGAGCCUUGUGUCGUACGGGGUGGAGGCCGGAGGCUGGCCAGUAGAAUUCGGCUUCACCCACUGACCGUGCUGGACCAAGGUGCAGGGAGCCAAGCUGUCGGGGUGCGAGCUUCAGCCCCGGAUGGAUGGAGAGAGGCUGCGAGGAAGAUUUGGGAGACUUUUAAUGCCAAAAACACUCCCAAAAAUGCUGGGGGCAUCCCAGGGACCCCCCGAUCCCCCGGACACUGCAGCCAGCCUUAUGCCCAGCCCCAGGGCCUUACAACCUCCGUGCUCAGGUGUUUCCAGCAGGGGAAGAACGAGUUAAAAUGAGGAUUAUCAUUUAUUAAUUAUUAUUAUUUUUUCACUACAGGAAUAUUUAUUUUAAACUAAGAAAAUGGGGAAAAAAAUGGGGAAAAAAAAACAAAACAAAACAACACCCAUGACUUUUCUGAGCCAAAUAGGGUGAUGUGGAAAGCAGCGUUUGCUGAUAAGCCUGCAGUUUGGUUUUAGGGAUCAAGGAAUCUCUGCUUUAUUUAAGGUUUUGUAAGACCUCCCGGAGGUGCCUCACCUCAUUAAAGGGCUCGGCUCAUUUUCCAA
Messenger RNA from Anas platyrhynchos (mallard), 4083 nucleotides. It is a transcript of the gene PRMT2IP, whose product is annotated as chromosome 11 C15orf39 homolog. The record is from RefSeq and is a predicted model, not a curated record. NCBI's taxonomy places the organism in Eukaryota, Metazoa, Chordata, Aves, Anseriformes, Anatidae.